Molecule: messenger RNA, 1895 nt
Organism: Haliotis rubra (blacklip abalone)
Lineage: Eukaryota; Metazoa; Mollusca; Gastropoda; Lepetellida; Haliotidae
Product: sodium- and chloride-dependent glycine transporter 1-like
Exons: 15
Coding region: 96-1808 (570 amino acids)
Biological process (GO): sodium ion transmembrane transport
Cellular component (GO): membrane
Source: RefSeq, a predicted model, not a curated record
ACAAUACUGGACAUCUGUCGCUUCUUGUAAACGUCAGCUGUGGGUUUCCUCCGGGCGGCAUUCCUGUGCAGUCGUUUAGUUUAGAAGUCAUUAGGAUGCAUCAACAGUGGCGUCAUAAGUUGGACUACGUCAUCACCCUGCUCGGCUACAGUGUCGGAUCUGGGACGUUCAUCAAGUUCCCCUUCUACUGUAUGCGAAAUGGCGGAGGAGCGUUCCUGAUACCCUAUCUGCUUUUUACCGUUAUUUGUGCCAUCCCCUGCGUCUUCCUGGAGAUGGUGAUUGGGCAGUAUUCGCAAAGUGGGCCUGUCAAGGUCUGGAAUCUCUGCCCACCUUUUAAAGGCAUUGGCGUGGGGGCCCUCAUAUUCUCAGGGCUAUAUUAUUCCUACUACAACGUCUACUUUGGUUGGUUCGUGUACUACUUCUAUCACUCCUUCUCAACCAAGCUGCCCUGGACUCACUGCCAUAACACCUGGAACACCUUAGACUGUGUAUCAUAUCUGUCCACCGAUAACACAUCUUCUGUCGACAGCAGUAACGUAACUGUCGACAACGUGACAUCAGUUGUUCUGGAUGUUGAUCGUAGAACUGCAGCCGAGGAGUUCUGGAGAUUGCAUGUCCUGAAUAUAUCCAAUGGUCUGGAACAUCUGGGGAGUAUACAAUGGCCAUUGGCGGGAUGUCUCGUUGUCACGAAUGCCAUUUUGUUCUUAUGGGUUGUUCAAGGAAUUAAAGUAUCUGGAAAGCUUGUCUACAUCACUGUGAUCAUCCCGUACAUCCUCAUCGCCGUCUUCCUCAUCCAGGGAUGUCUACUUCCGGGGUCAUUGCAAGGAAUGUACUACUACAUCUACCCUAAUUUCGAAAUGCUUCUGGAGCCGAGAGUGUGGAUCGAAGCGUGUGGAUACGCCCUGUUUUCUGUUGGUGUCUCCACUGGCUGUAUCAUCACUAUGUCUGGUCACAACAAGAAGCACAACAACUGUCUCAGGGAUGCAGUGGUGUGUAGCCUCGUCGACGCGCUCUCCGGCGUCUUCAUCGGAUUCGCUUUCUUUUCCAUCAUUGGUCAUGUAGCUCACCUUCGCGGAGUGGAAGUGGACGCUUUUGCAUCUUCAGGAUUCAACCUUGCAUUCAUCGUCUACCCUGAAGUCCUGGCUUAUCUUCCUCUACCGCAGCUGUGGUCGGUCUUGACGUUCCUGACUUUGAUGUCCCUUGCUGUAGACACGAUGGUUCCGGGGAUAGAUAUUAUAAUAGCGUCCCUGGAAGACCAGUUCCCACGAUGGACAAAACGUCGUUGGUUGACCAUCCUCGCAGUGCUGCUCAUUAUGUUCCUGUUUGGCUUCUUAUACAUUACGCAGGGUGGGCUUUACGUGAUCACCCUGGUUGACUGGUUCGCCUACUUCCCAGCCUUAGCUCUUUAUGCUCUUUUGGAGUGCAUCGGGGUCGGCUGGUGUUACGGAAUACGGAAGUUGCAAGAAGACGUUCGAACAAUGUGGGGCAAGAACACGCCACCCAUUAUAUCUGCCGCCAUCAAAUAUGUCUGCCCUCUUCUUAUCAUGGUGAUAUUUGGGCAUUCCGUGUAUUCUUACCGACCUCCUAAGUACGGGACGUACAUAUUCCCAGCCUGGGCCAAUGUAGUCGGUUGGAUGAUAUCACUUGUAUCAGUCCUGCCUUUCCCAAUCAUCUUCAUCUGGACGGUUGUCACCACAAGUGGGUCUUCUCUUAAAGAGAAAUUAAGCAUUGCAUUAGAACCAAACGACCAAUGGCGACGAGCAACUCCAGACGAAAACAUGACCGAAGUCCUCCAAUCAAUGAUAUAGGCUGAGAGAACAUGCAACAGGAAAUCAGUAGGCCAACAUGCGGUGGCUCACAAAUAGGAGAUAGUCAAAUUCCCCCAGCCCAGAGAG